Bombina bombina (fire-bellied toad) is the source of this 1774-nucleotide messenger RNA. RefSeq names its product gap junction protein alpha 8 (gene GJA8). The coding region runs from base 2 to 1774 and encodes 590 amino acids. Gene Ontology annotation, biological process: cell communication. Lineage: Eukaryota; Metazoa; Chordata; Amphibia; Anura; Bombinatoridae. The transcript has a single exon. Gene Ontology annotation, cellular component: connexin complex. The record is from RefSeq and is a predicted model, not a curated record.
CAUGGGAGACUGGAGCUUCUUGGGGAAUAUUUUGGAGGAGGUAAAUGAACACUCCACUGUUAUUGGAAGAGUAUGGCUCACAGUUCUAUUUAUUUUUCGGAUCCUCAUACUUGGAACUGCUGCAGAGUUUGUUUGGGGUGAUGAACAAUCUGAUUUUGUAUGCAACACCCAGCAGCCUGGUUGCGAGAAUGUCUGCUAUGAUGAAGCUUUUCCCCUCUCCCACAUUAGGCUGUGGGUCCUGCAGAUUAUCUUUGUCUCCACACCGUCACUGGUAUAUGUGGGACAUGCUGUACACCAUGUGCGAAUGGAGGAAAAACGAAAGGAGAGGGAGGAGGCAGAGAUGAGCAGGCAGCAGGAAAUGAACGAAGAAAGGUUGCCACUUGCACCUGAUCAAGGAAGCAUCAGAACCACUAAAGAAACCAGCACCAAAGGAACCAAGAGAUUUAGACUGGAGGGAACACUUUUGAGAACCUAUAUCUGCCACAUUAUUUUCAAAACUCUUUUUGAGGUGGGCUUUGUUGUUGGCCAAUAUUUCCUUUAUGGUUUCAGUAUCCUUCCCCUGUAUCGUUGUAGCCGAUGGCCUUGCCCAAAUGUUGUGGACUGCUUUGUCUCUAGACCAACUGAAAAAACUGUGUUUAUAAUGUUUAUGUUGGCUGUUGCUGCAGUAUCCCUGUUUUUAAACGUUGUAGAGAUCAGUCACCUGGGAUGGAAAAAAAUUAGGCUUGCCUUCCGGAGAACCAACGAACAACAGGCUCAUUCUUUGUUGGGAGAGGUUUCUGAGAAGCCUCUGCAUUCUAUAUCCAUUUCUUCCAUUCCAAAGUCUAAGGGAUACAAACUGUUGGAGGAAGAAAAAGUUGUUUCCCAUUUCUAUCCAAUGACUGAAAUUGGCCUAGAAGCCAGUCCCCUUCCAGCUCACUUUAAUGGCUAUGAAAAAAGCAGCACAGAACUUCUUGAAGAUAUCUCCAAGGCAUAUGAUGAGACUCUGCCAUCCUAUCGACAAGAAGAAGACCAAGAGACUGUGAAAGUGCAAGUGGCUGAGACCUUAGAGCAUGCUCAUUCUGAGCGUGCCAUAUCAGUGAGGUCCCCUUCGGUGCGUGUCCCCUCUGAUAGUGCCCUAUCUGAACGUGCACCAUCUGAAAGAGUGCCAUCCCGUGCCAUCUCUGAAAAUGUACGAUCAGAACGAGCUCCUUCAGAGCGUGCACUUUCAGUUAGAAUGCCAUCUAAUAAUGUACUCUCAGAAAGAGCAUCUUCUGAGCGAGCACCUUCUCGUGCAGCCUCUGAGAAUGCAGCUUCUGAUCGGGCUCCCUCUGAGCGAGCCCCCUCACGAGCAGCUUCUGAACAAGCACCCUCUGAGCAUGCACUCUCUGAGACAACACCUUCUCGAGUAGCAUCCCUUAACGCACACUUAGAUAGUCCUUCUCCCACUGCAGUUCCAGAAAAAGUAUUCACUGACAUAAUCCAGCCAGAAAAUAUUUCUAGUGAACACAUUCCUUCGCAGGCAGCCUCUGAGUAUGUUCUAGAUGAGUGUUCUCUCUCUCAAGCAGCCUUGGAAGAGGUUCCAGGUGAGCGGAUCCCAUCUAGGGCUGUCUCAGAGCUUGCUACAUCUGAACGUGGCCUACCGGAACCUGUUCUGCCUGAGCCGGAGAUAUGUGAACCAGAUCCCCUAGGUCCUGAACUUCCUUUACUCUGCAUAGAAUUAGUUUCUGAUUCUAGAUCUCUAAGCCGAUUAAGCAAAGCAAGCAGUAGGGCCCGCUCAGAUGAUCUAACAGUAUGA